AUGGCCGCUCCUCCACGCCACCCUCGGGACGACCUGGAGACCGUCUCCUCCACCCACGCCGCCACGUUAACGUCUCACGCCGGGCAAGUGAACAUGAGCAUCCGCGUGUCCAUGGCCGACGCCAACGCGGUCUCCACGGAGGCCCUGCGCAACAUCCGCACCGUGCGGUCCUUUGGCGCCGACCUGCUGGACGCUGAGACAGGGGGAGGGCGGGGUAAGGAAGUGACCGCCUUCCGACAGCACAUGGACACGGCGCUGAAGAAUGGCAUGAAGGACUCCUAUGCCUCUGCGGGUGUCACGGCCAUCACACAAUACGUGGACUUCGCAGCCACCAUCCUAAUCCUCUGGUAUGGCGGCUACGCUGUGCUGGGGUAUGGGCAAACGGAUUUGCAGAUUGGGAAUCUCAUCACCUUCAACCUCUACUGGAACAUGCUGAAUACUGCGACCACCAACCUCAACGGCAUGCUGAACACCUUGGUGAAGGCAGCAUCUGCUGCCCAACGUGUGUUUGAAAUCAUUGACUUGGAACCAGAUAUUCCAGCAGAUCAGGGCGAGAAGGGCAUGGAUGAAGGGCCCUGCAGCAUCUCUUUUCAGGAGGUGAAAUUCUUCUAUCCCAUGCGCCCGGACGCCAUGGUCUUGAACGGCCUGAGCUUCACCGUAGGUGCGGGUCAAACGGUGGCCAUGGUGGGCAAGAGUGGCGCAGGGAAGAGCACGUUGGUGGGUUUGAUGUUGCGCUUCUACGACCCCAAGGGCGGCGAUGUACUCCUGAAUGGAUGCCCGCUGACGGAAUACAACUUGCGGCUCUACCGGAAGAAAGUGGGAGUGGUGUCUCAGGAUACACAGGUCUUUUGCCGAUCCAUCUUGGACAACCUGACCUAUGGGCUGGAAGGAGGCGGAGAUGUUUUGCAAGCUUGCGAAAGAGCUGCAGAGGUUCAGAGCUGCAAUGAAGACUGCCAAUGGCGGUGUGAGAUGGCACUGGGCGAUGUGCCCUCCAUGGAAGAGAUUGAGAAAGCGGCAGAAGCGGCAUCUGCCAACGAUUUCAUUCAACAAUUGGAUGAGAAGUACAACUCCAUGAUCGGCGAGGGUGGCACCCGCCUGAGCGGCGGGCAACGGCAGCGCGUGGCGAUCGCCCGGGCCUUGCUCCGGCGUCCCAAGCUGCUGCUACUGGACGAGGCGAAGACGCCUGUCGAUGCGGAGAACGAGGGGAAAGUGCAGAAAGCCUUGGAUGACUUGGUGCACUCGGUUCAUGGCAACUGCUCAGUGGUGCUCAUCGCACAUCGCCUGUCCACAGUGAUAGGAGGGCAUCGUCGGAACUGGUCGCUGGAUGCAUGA
This is a messenger RNA of Durusdinium trenchii, 1332 nucleotides long. The record is from the annotation of a GenBank genome assembly. Lineage: Eukaryota; Dinophyceae; Suessiales; Symbiodiniaceae.